AUGCAGAAAUCUGAUAUCGUGGAUGAUGUAGGUUCCCAAGUUUAGCAUACGAUAUUUACAGACGCAGUAUUUUGCAACUAUAUCUUCAAAAGCUUUAGCGAAAAUUUUCGAUAUUAGCCGAAACUUUGAUUUCAAGCAAAAGGUCACAUCUAUCCUCAAGGUAAUGCAUUCACAUAAUCAUAUACGAUUAUGGCGUAGGUUCCAUUGAAGGAUUCUGAGGACAGAAUUAACGAUCUUCUAUCUAUUCUAUGGACAACUGGCGUAAGUUAACAAACAGUGCAUGUUAGAAAGACUGUCGACUUUGGUUGGAACGGAAAAGCGUAUUUACUUGUUUUUUUUUAAUCGAUCGAUCGAUAUGAGCCAAGCUAUUUCGUUGCUGUCUGUUUAAAUCUAGCUUGAAUUUCGUUUGAAUGUCUCGGCAUUUUACCUGAGCUCCUUACUUUUAAAUGAAUCCCAACAUCUCUUAGCAGACACAUUCUCCGACGUUAUAUCUGUAGCUAUACCAAGCCCCAUGACAGUUUCUCUAUUUCUUAGGCACUAAUAACUAGCUUAUGCUUGAUGUUUGACCUCAAAUAUAAUCCUCUAAAGCAGAGUUUCAUUAGUCUACCGUUUCGAUUUGCAAUGAUCGCAUAUUAUACUGGUCUGUUUUUAAGAAACGAUCUUAAAGAUCUUGGCAGUAAACAGAAGAACAAGCGGGGCCUCACAUUGCCCAGCUCCGGUAGUUAAAUCGAAAGUGGCUAAAUACAGAGCCUAGACCUUUAAGCAUCCUAGACGCCUCGUCGUCCGACUUUCCGGGAAUAAUUACCUCGUAGCCCUUAAAUAGCUAUUUGAGUGGACUAGUCCAUUUACAAAAAAAGAUCUGAGCACGCUGAGAAUAUACGAAUAUCAUGCAACAGGAUGCAAAAACCAGGCGAAUUUAAAAAGUCAGCUUCGGUUUCAACAACUACGGUAUGUGUCGCAUGUUGAACCGUUCCAUUCUAGGCACUUUUUAAAUUCGUACCAGCAAUCGGUCUUGUGCGAACGUGGAACAUAGAUCGAAACUGUUCUUCCCUCCUGUGUUCAAGUUUAAACUUAUGUCUUACGAUGAAUUCUUCCCGUAAAUUUCUGCCCGAUAGCCAUUUGAGGCUUCAUCUCGUUUCAGAUUGAGAAUUCGAGCUGAGUGGCAAACAACAUAUGCCAACUACUAAUGACAAUGUAAGGAAAUUUAUGAGGUUCGUGGGGUUACCCCAAUGGUAAUCCAACAGUGAGGAAAAUAGAACAGGGUUAUUAUAGCACCUCUUGGGGACUGCCAAUCUCAUUUGAACACAGUCAAUAUCUGAGUGUGCAGACCGCGUGCGACACUAUGUCACCUCUCAGGUCAUGCAAGCACGCCGUCUUAUCGGAGUAUUUUCACAGUCAAGAGUCCCCAUUUGAAGAGCGCACCUUGGCACAUUUGCUUACAGUCCUUUCUGAGACCGAAAACUAACAAUAAGUCGCUAGUCGGCCACGCGACCCCAGGAAUAGUGAAAAGCGGUCAAAACUAUUUGUCUGCGUGGAAUUGAGAGUACGGAGCCCAGAGUACUGUCUCUGCUCUUGCGGAUGUUGAGAUUUCUGAACCAGCGAACGGUCAACGGAGACGGUGCUUGUUUAUACACAUAGUAUUGUGAACAACUUAAUCGCUUUGACUACGUUUUGCUGAAUGUUUUACGUGCAGGAUCUAUGGUAGCGGCUCCGGAGACUUUGGCGUUUCCUUUGCUGAUAGCCGCAUCCGAAUAUCCAGAGCCCCAAAACUAAGACAUAAGCAACCGUGUGGGAUAGUAGUUUUGUCGUUUCACAACACUAUUAUUAGACGUCACUUUAUCUCUACUUUCAUAUUUACUACGCUUUGGCAUGAAAAUACAUUCUAUACAUGCAAAAACGAAGUUUACUAAAUUAAUGCCAUUUCUGACGUUUCCGGGAUAUUGCGCUUUUCUAAAUAAAGCGGCAUUUCUGAACAACGCAACACCGCAUUUAAUGUUUCUUUUAUGUUUUUAAUUCUUUUAAACGUAUACUUAAUUAACAUAGACACUGGACUCAAAAUGGUGUCGGUUGGCGAGUGAUUGGCAAUCAUUCGUAAAUUUCGACACAUUUCAUGAGUUAGGUCACUAACUGUACAUUGGAGUGAUCGCGUUGAAUUUAAAGAAAUGAGAGUAAGCGCGCCGGACUGGUAAAAAUGCACUCAAACUACUAGCCUGUACGUCCAUGGCUGGCAGGUAGAAAACUAGCUGAUAAAUAAGCAUAUGUGCAUCCAAGGACUGAGCAGUCGUGGACCACCAGCAGUAACAGCAGUGCUACCGGGGUGCCCGAAGUUGAGUUUUGGCACACCAACUGUCCUGUAAAAUACGCAAAGCCUUAUAAUGGUAUUGCGAUGUCGCGACCAUUAACUGCCAUUAAGUACGUUCGCUUACCACUGCUGCCUUAGUGACAAAUUUUAGGGAGGUAAAACCCUAGAACAAACGAAUCUAGUAACAAUUAGGAAACCCUAUGUACCGAAAAUUUCCGAGAAACACUAGAGAAACUAAGGCUAGGCGAGGCGUGUCGACAUUUUCGAUCACCGGAACAGCCCUUUUAUUUAUCUGAGCUUUAAACGCCAUGCAAGUCUAAAUUAUAAGACCACACUGCGGCACCGUUCGAUGUAGGCCUGCUAGUCGCAUCCACCCCGCCGACUUGGAGUGCGAAUAAAAGACAGGCUAAACACCGGCAACGACGUGGUGUUUUCCCGGAUCUAAUUCCGCUAGUCCCUGUAACAAGAGCUCUGGUCGUGCGACGCUUCAGCUCACGGAUACGUCACUGAGUGAUCCGGAGGGGCUAUCCGGUGUCCCAAUUUCCUGUUACCUACCUAAAGACCACGAAUACGACUUUUUGGGUGUUCGGGUAACAAAGCGUGUGGGUAACAAGGCAAGGGCUGCCGAAGACAGCAACUGCCCACGCUGACAUCGACUUUACAUCUACAUGUUAUGGGAAAUGCACUCAGUCAGAUAGUGUCGCUGUCUUUCGAGCAGAUGACGCACGUGAUAAGAGAAUUUACAAAGCUACACAGUCCUUACUAAUACUUUAUUUUUGCGAUAGAAGGCCCAUGUAUGUGUCCGCAAGCCCCGAAUAGUUGGCACGAUGCCCUGCUACUCCUCCUUUUGCAAGAAGCUGAGACUUACAUUUUUGACUCUAUUCAUGAGCACAGCCAAAUUGAGCGCAAUUAAGCUUGGAUAGAAUGCAUCCAGCAGAUCAUUCUAUCAGACCAUGCCACUAACUUAACUCGCUGAGGGGCUAUUUGCCGUUCGAUAAUGCUGACUUAACACUGGGACGCAGGCCGACCGGAUUUGAAUACUUACAUACCUUUUCUUGAAGGGCGUUCGUAGUGGCAUCAAGUGUAAGAUUUAUCUAAUUACGAUCAACGGCCUCCCCCUUACGAUUGGUCAACGAGAAACCUGCCAGUUUCAGUAGUCUCAUAGUGCGAAAGCUGCACGACCAGAAAUGCGCAUGAUGUCGGCUCUUGCAACAUCAGACCCGCUUCAACAUCCCCCAGCGAUCGCCCUUUUCUUGGAAGAAAUUAUUUCGAGACCUGUUUCAGCUACCCUUCAACCUUACACAAACUUAAUGUAAUUGUGAAGGACCUCCCCAGUCUCGAAGUGUCUCCAGCGUUGUCCGAGUCCAAAAUACACAGACUGGGAUCAACUAUAACAUAAGAAAGGUCGGUCGGUAUGUUAUGGAACCAAGUAUAUCGCACCAGAGAGGAUGCAGUGCCGACGGAUGUCAAAGGCAGUCUCAAAGGAAUCACUUUCCUCGCAACUUUUACCAACUUUAGCCCCUUUCCCUGGUGGCCCUCCUGGAACAGUCGAAGUAACUUCGGCAAAAUGUCAGUAUGUGGCACGGACUGUCACAGGGAAUCACAAUGAAUGGGAGUCGAUAGACCAGGUUAAUCUUCUUACAAAAGUGUGGAUAAGCGAAACCUUCAUCAUCACGUUCAAGCAGCGGGCGAAGAUCGCACUGUUUCUUGCUCAAAUGGACGCAGUUUGCAAGAUUUUUGUAAUCCCCGAAGAUUUCGACGAACAUGUUGUGGUAGUUACUAAGACCUGUGCAUACCAAACAUCUGUGCAGUCAUUCACUUAAGGCUGUAAAUAUCAACUGAAAGUGGAGGACGAGGAAGAAGCUGGAGGUUUCCAAACGCUGUUAUUAUCGAGAGAAGUACGCUGAUUCCGCCUCGAGUGAGACAACUGGUAAUCGCUGCGGUGAAUGCGCGAGGAGAUCCCAUGCCAAGAAACAUGACCGGGGCGGGGUUAUGGCGCGUUCUUCGCCGCUCUCCCUCGAAUCUGUGCCGCCGUUGGAACGUACAACUGCGACUUUGGUGGCUUCAUGAAGGCGCACAAGUGCAGCCCACUAAGACACCCGCACCCAGAGCAUGGGUAAAGCUUAGGUCUGAUUACUCCUGGCGAUUGCUUUACCGUGUCGACCAGAAUUGUCAGUGAAACCUGAAACUGACCUUGAUCGUAUAGUCGAUGUCCUCGUUAGUGGCAGCUUGCGUCCUCAUGACCAUGUUUUGGGCUCUCGACCAGUGAUGACUGCCCGAUAAUUGACUGACUGUGUAGGCCGCGUAUUAAUGUACUACACUUACCAAACAUUGGCUGCGCGCCAAUAACGCCGUGAAAAAUGUACUGCAGAGCAUACACUUAGAUAUACCUUUGAAGAUGAUCCUCUAUCUAGCCUAAGAUAGCCCAUUUUCGAAAAUUCAACGAUCGAACCCGAGAACUCGUAACAGAUAACGGGAAAAAUUGAAAAAUACCCCAGUUGACUGAUAAACACGCUACAUUCGAUUAUCUCCUCGUGCAUAAGUUUAGUAACAUCUGCUGCAGUUAUUCUCAAGGCAUACUUUCUGAAACUUUUUAAAGGCUAACGAGGACCUUGAUGGAGAUACCGACGGCGAUGGAAAACCGGAUGCCAAGAGGAGGAAACGCAAAAAGGACGUCACUCUUCUGAAUGGAACAAAAGAAUUUGACAACCUGUUUGCUGGUUUCGAGUAA
Spirometra erinaceieuropaei is the source of this 5033-nucleotide messenger RNA. Lineage: Eukaryota; Metazoa; Platyhelminthes; Cestoda; Diphyllobothriidea; Diphyllobothriidae. The record is from the annotation of a GenBank genome assembly.